AUAGCCUAAGCUCAAUUUUUCCAUAACUUUUCUGUCAAGAUUAUAAGUCCCCGUCUGAAGCGAACGUUAUAGCAUAAACCAGAGUCUCCAGAGCACACAAGAAUCUCUUUGAACUUGUGUUUCUUUUCUGUGUAUAGAAUGGCGACCGAACCGAAACAAGCGACUGAGGAUGUGAAGAUUGACCUCUUUGAGGAUGACGAUGAGUUUGAGGAGUUUGAGAUCGAUGAAGAGUGGGAGGACAAGAACGAAGCAAAUGAAGGGACACAGCAGUGGGAAGAUGAUUGGGAUGAUGAUGAUGUCAAUGAUGACUUCUCACUGCAGUUAAGAAGGGAACUGGAAAGCAACAAUGAGAAGAAGUGAGCUGACUUAAACAACUUGUUGCAGCUACAAGUUGUUCUUUCAAGAAAUUAUGCUUAUGCUUUUCAAACUUUCGUUAGUAUAUUCUAUAUGUCCAAAUGCACUUAAAUUGAACUUUAAACUUGGAGGCUAGCUACCAGUAACAAAACUGUUUCAUUGCAAUUCUGUUGUGUAGUUGAGACAGAAAAGUUAUUGUGUUUGUGGGAGAUUUUUACACUGGAUCUGGUUUUCUUAUAAGAUUACCUGGUGUUGGUUUAGAGAUUAA
Messenger RNA from Tripterygium wilfordii, 622 nucleotides. RefSeq names its product protein DSS1 HOMOLOG ON CHROMOSOME V-like. Gene Ontology annotation, biological process: proteasome assembly; double-strand break repair via homologous recombination; mRNA export from nucleus. The coding region runs from base 139 to 360 and encodes 73 amino acids. Lineage: Eukaryota; Viridiplantae; Streptophyta; Magnoliopsida; Celastrales; Celastraceae. The record is from RefSeq and is a predicted model, not a curated record. The transcript has 3 exons. Gene Ontology annotation, cellular component: proteasome regulatory particle, lid subcomplex; proteasome complex.